GGGUGUAUAAGCCCCACUGUGGUAGGCGCAGGUCCGGUGGCUGGUGGUGUAGGGGCACCUAAGUGUUGCUCAGAAGCUGCCUAGUGUGUAUGAGGAAUCGUAGCAGCCGAGAAGCCCACCAGCGCCGAGAGAUCUCGGCUGAGAUCCUGCAGAUCCCGCCGCUGGGAGGGCUGGCACAGACCCGCUCAGCUCCGUUCCCCGCACCUCACAUUCUGUAGCUGUACAUGCGGAUCACCGACCUCAAGAGGCUGCAGGCGUCAAGCGGAGACCUCGAUGCAUGAUGCUCUCCUAGCGGCCGCGGUGGAGGGACAAGGAGCUCAGAACGCUCAGCUGUGACUCUCCUGUGCCUGUAGCUAACAGCAGCCAUGCAAGCACAGAACCACGGAUGGAUCUCCUCCUUCUCUUUCCUGCUCUUCUGUGCUUCCUCCGUCCCAAGACAGGAAGGCAGGAGGCUGCUGCAGGAGCUGAGCCCUCAGGAGUAUUUCAGCAGCCUGCAAGCCGGUAGAGCAUCCCUGGCUUAUUUCAGCCCUAAGGUGUCUCCUGGCGCUCACCCCUUCCUGGAGCAGAUCGAGGACUCGGCUGAGGCCCUCCAGGACUAUGGCAUUUCGGUGGUGAAGGUCAGGUGUCCCAAAGAGGAGGUCUCCAGAUACUGUGGGAAAGACAAGGUGCUAAGGACAGCCUACCUGUUCAGAGGUGCUGUGCUGCUCAGAGAGUUCCCUACCGACGCCUUGUUUGAUGUGAACGCCGUCGUUGCUAACGUCCUCUUUGCCCUGCUCUUUAAUGAAGUGAAAUACGUUGAAACCCUGGCAGAUCUUCAGAAUGUGGAGAACACCCUGAAGGGAAGGUCAAACAUGGUCUUCACCUAUGUGCCAGCAACUGGGACAGCAGAGCACAGAGCUGUGAUGGAGGCAGCUUUUGUCUAUGGGACUGUCCACCAGUUUGUUCUGACAACUGAGGCAGUGCUGUUGAGAGACUCUGGAAAUGAGGUGUCAUCUGCCCAGAUGCUGUUCUGCCACUGCCAGCUGGUCACGGACCUGUCACAGCCCUGCAGGAGGACGCCCAUGGGGCACUCUCUGACGCUGCUCAACAUCCACAGGCACCUCAAGCUCAUGGGGGCUCCUCUGGUGACAGAGGUUGCUGAGGACCCAGAGAAGGUUUCCACUGUCCACUUACAGCUGGGACUGCCGCUUGUCUUCAUCCUCAGCCAGAAAGAGACUUAUGAGGCUGACAGGAGGACAGCAGAAUUUGUGGCCUGGCAGCUCCUGGGGAAAGCAGGAGUUGCCCUUUUGUCCAGGGACCUCCUCGACCUGAACGUUCUGCUCCGGUCAAACGUCGCUCUCAAGACGCCGGAGGAGGGAGUGCCAAUCAAAUACCUCUCCUUGGAAGACACUGAUGAAGUUAUAAGCCUGGUUGAAGACAAGAACAAAAUUGAGCAAAUCCAGGAGGAGGAGGAGGAAGAGGAGCAGGAGGAAGAGAAUAAAGAGGAUAACAAUCAAGACAUCCAAGAUGAUCAGGUGGUGGAGGCAGUUUCCAGGGACAAGAAGCAAGAGCUGCCCCUGGAGAAGAUCCGAGUCCUGACAGAGGAGAACUUCCACUCCACCCUCCUGGAGACCACCCGGACUGUUGUCCUGUUUUAUGCCAGCUGGGAAGCAGUGUCCCUGGCAGUGCUGCGGUCCUACGCUGAGGUGGCUGCUCACCUACAAGAAACUCAGGGGCUUUUGCUGUCUCGAGUCAACUGCUGGGACUGGCCUGGUGUCUGCUCGCUGGAGAACGUCACACAGCUCCCUGCCCUCAGGAUCUAUCGGAGGGGAGAGCUCGCAGUGCUGUACGAUGGCAUGUGGGGGGCUGAGGAGCUGACCAGCUUCAUCAUCCUGAGCCACGUCUCCUGCCCGUUGAAGCUGGACACAAUCGACGAAGCAGAAAGCUAUUUACGAGGAGAGCUCCCCUGGGAGCUGUCGUCCUACCGCCGCACUUCGCUGCUGGGCGUGUUCGGCACAGCCGCAAGCGCAGCCAGGGAAGCUUUCGAAGAGGCAGGAAACAUCUUAAGUGGCCACGUAGCGAUGGGGAUGUACUUAGAAGAUGAUGCCUUGGCUUUGUCCCAUAAGUACGCCGUGUCCCCCCCAGCCAUCCUCCUUGCCAGGAGCGGAGGGCAGAGCGUGGAAGGCAUUGCCUUGGCCAAAGAGAGUGCGCAGGAGAUGGUGCAGCUGAUCAGAAACGAGUUGCUGGGCACUUUUCCAGAAAUCACCGUGCAGAACCUCCCCCAGUACUUGCAGCUCAGAAGGCCCUUCCUGCUCUUGUUCAGCGCCGCUGACCUCGAUCGGAUGCAAAGUGAGGAAAUGCUGAAGCUGGCAAAAGGAAGAGCCCAGCACACAUUUGUGGCUUGCUGGUUGAGCUUGAAGAAGACUCCGGUGGGGCGUGGGAUCCUGAAGGCAUACUUUGCCACAGUGCCCCCUCUGCCUCUCCUCAUCUGGGUCAACCUUCAUGUUGGGGGCCAGGUAUUCCAGUUCCCACCAGAGCAGUCCAUCACUGAAGUGAACGUCUUGUCUUGGCUGGAGAGGCUGAAGGCAGGACUGGAGAUUCCCAGCAGUACCUUGUCUGCAGAAGACUGGAAGCCACCUCUCCCUGCUUAUGACUUCCUUCAGAUGAUGGAGGCAGCUGAGCCCUCCCCCUACACCUCCCACCAGCAUGGGGAUGCGCCGGCGCAGAGCCCGCCAGGAAGCCUGAGAGGGGACAGCACCGUCCAGGAGGAGCCAUCCCAAGAGACCAAGGCCGAGAAAAUUGCAUCUGCUGGGAGGGACCUGCGGGGGACAGCCCCAAGACUGGCAGCAAGGGAGAAGCAGGGCAAGAGACCCAGUGAGCUCUGAGAGCUGGGCACCCUCCUGCCUGGGGCAGGGAAAGAAGAGGGGUCCUAGAAUCACAGAAUGGGUUGGAUUAGAAGGCACCUUUCCAGGCUGUCUAGUCCAACUCACCUGCAGUCAGCAGGGACAUCUGCCACUAGAGGAGGCUGCUUAGAGCCCCAAACGACCUGGCCCACAAUCAUAGAAUCAUUACAUUGUUUGGAUUGGAAAAGAUCUCUAAGACCUAGGGCUGCAGCCAGAGCAGUGUGGGCAGCAGGGCAAGGGAGGGGAUUCUGCCCCUUGGCUCUGCUCUCCUCAGACCCCACCUGCAGUCCUGGGGGCAGUUCUGCAGCCCCCAGCACAAGCAGGACAUGGAAGUGUUGGAGCCAGUCCAGAGGAGGCCAUCAAGAUGCUCAGAGGGCUGCAGCAGCUCUGCUCUGAGCACAGGCUGAGAGAGUUGGGGCUGUGCAGCCUGGAGAGGAGAAGGCUUCCAGGAGAUCUUGGAGUAGCCUUCUAGGAUCUGAAGGGGGCUACAGGAGGGCUGGGGAGGGACUAUUGACAAGGUUUGGUAAUGCCAGGAGGAGGAGGAAUGAGUUUGAAGUGGCAGAGAGGAGAUUGAAAGUGGAUGUGAGGAAGAAGUUGUUUGCAGUGAGGGUGGUGAGAGACUGGCACAGGUUGCCCAGGGAGGUUGUGGCUGCUCCCUCCCUGGAGGUGUUUGAGGCCAGGUUGGAUGAGGCCUUGAGUGACCUGUUCUAGUGGGAGGUGUUCCUGACUGUGGCAGGGGCUUGGGACUGGCUGAGCUUUGAGCUCCCUUCCAGCCUAAACCAUUCUGUGGUUCUAUGAUCACUGAGUCAAACCAUCAACCUGACCACCGCCAUGGCCAUUAACCCAUGUUCAGGGUUUGAAACCCUCUCCCUACCCCAUCUGUCCCUAGGCCUUUACACCAGGGAGAGAAGUCCUUGCAGCUGUAAAUUCGUGCAGAGGCUACAAAGCAGCCCCUCAGUGUCCCUGUGAGUUCCCUGCUGCAUUGCCUUGGUUGUUCUGCCUUGAAUGUGUUCAUACAGCCCACACCUUGGGCCUCCCAGCUGCUGUCCAGAGGUGGCCUCACUGAGGCAGAGUAGGUGGGGUUGAGAACCCCCCCCUUGACCUUCUGGCCAGAGCUAUUAGUGCACCCCAGGGGACCUUUUGCCUUCUUGGCUGCAGGAGCACAUCUGUGGCUCAGGGUGAGCUCGCACCUCAGCGAGCGCAGACAGCUGCCCGGCGCUGAAGAGGUGAGCUGAGCUCACCACAUGCUGGAGGCUCAACCACACGAGGAGCUGUGCUGGAAGAGUCAAAUCAGCAGAGCUUGGCUCUGUACUUCUGUUUGUCUCACUUGGGCUCUUUGGUUGCCCCCCAGGCAGGAGGGGGUGGCUGAGCCUGUGAGAAAAAGCACUUUUCUCUCCCUCCGUGGUUGCAGCAGCAGCUGCAUGUCAGCAGUCAGUGCUCCCCAAAAGCCAUGACAUCUGCACUGUGGGGCUGGGAGGGCAAGUGUGCCACCCACACCAGGGCUGCUCAGGCUGUCACCCCUUUGUGUUUACAGAAUCUCAGCACGAGAGGGGUUGGAGCUCAGCCAGUCCAACUCCCCCACUAAAGCAGGGUCACCCUCAGCACCUUCCUAGGAUCACAGUGUUCAAGCAGGUUUGGAAUCUCUCCAGAGAAAGGGACUCCACAGUCCCUCUGAGCCCCCUGAUCCAGGGUCCAGCACCCUUACAGCAAAGAAACUUCUCAUCUUUAGAUGGAACCUCCUGGGUUCCAGUUUUGUACCCACUGACCCUUGUCCUGUCACAGGAUACCACUGGAAAGAGUCUGGCCCUGUCCCCUUGGCCCCCACCCUUUAGCUCUUGCUGAACACUGCUCAGAUCCCCUCUGUGCCUGCCCUUCUCCAGGCUCAACAGCCCCAGGGCUCAGCCUUUCCUCCUCACAGAGCUGCUCCAGGCCCCUCAGCAUCUUUAUCGACUCCAGUGGACUCUGUCCAGUAGUUCCCUGUCUGCUGAACUGGACUCAGUACUCUAGAUAUGGCCUUCCUAGGGCAGAGUAGAGGUGCAGAACUCCCUUGGACUGCUGGCCACACUUUUUAAUGCACCCCAGGAGACCACUGGCCAUGAGAUCACAUUGCUGGCUCAUGGUGAACUUGUCCACCGGGCUUGCAGGUCCUUCUCCAUGGAGCUGGUUUCCAGCAGGCCAGUCCCUCACCUGUAGUGGUGCAGGAGGUAAGAGAAGUGGUUAAAGCCGUUCUACUACAAAGGCAGAGCUCAAGUCAUCAUGGCAGUCCUGAAUAGCUGGGACCAGAAGCCUGCCAGCAAAUCCCAAGGGCAGGCAGGUUAGGAGAUGGCUUUGCUCAGUGCUGGCAUUUUCUUGGUUACAAGCCCAGGGGGUUAUUUGCAGCCUCAAUUUUUCUCUGCUCUCAGUGACAGCAGCCAGGUUGGUGCCUACUGAGCUGGGGCUGGGGCUGGGGCUGGGGCUAGUGCUGGGAAGGUCUGCAGCAAGCCCAGCUCUUUGGCAUUGAGCAGGUGGAGGUGAAACGCUGGAGGACCCUUGCAAGGUGGGAUGGAGCUGCUUCACAUCACCCCUGGGUGGGAAGAGGAAGGCUUGGGCAAGUGGCUCUCCAGGCUCUGCCCCUCUCCUGCGGUCAGCAAAUGGGCCCUGCUGAAGGGUCUGAGCAGGUUAGCAUGGGAUGUGAGCUGGGGAGAGACCACUUCUGUCUAGCCAUACCUGUGCCAUGCUCAGCAUCCCUCUCCCUUCCACAGACAUCUGCUCCCUUCCACAGCACCAUAGAAAUGUGUGGGGAGGGUUAGGUCCUCCUCCUCAUGGCUCUGCAGUUACUGGAAAGGGGGAAAAUUGAUGGUAAGGAGCUGUUGAGGGGCUUGCAAAGUCUCUGUUCCUCAUCCUGGAGGCAGCCCACAUGGCUGAGAGUGUUCUGAAAUGCCCAGAAAUAGACCAUUAGUCCUGGGUUCUCCAUGAAGCCCUUAAUUGAAAGGCCUUUUUUUGGACUUAAUGGCAGGCUUGGAGCCAAGACAUGUAUUUAAAGUAAUCAAGUGUGGCACAUGGAUGGGAGCUGCUGUGCUCUGAGCAUUCCCAAGGGAAUGAGUAGGUCAGGGCAUGAGCAGAUCCUCCACCAGUUCCCAUCAUUCCUCUGCUAUAUGACACUGCUACAGAUCUGGAGAGUCAGUCAGGAAGGGACCUCUGGAGAUCAUCCAGUCCAACCCCACAGAUAAAGCAGGGGCACCCAUGGUGGCUUGCCCAGGAGCACAGUGCCCAGGUGGGUUUGGAAUCUCUCCAGAGAAGGAGGCUCCACAACCUCUCUGGGCAGCCUGCUCCAGGGCUCCAGCACCCUCACAGCAAACAAUUUCCUCCUGUUCAGGUGGAACCUCCUGGGUUCCAGCUUGUGCCCACUGCCCCUUGGCCUGUCACUGGGCACCACUGAAAGAGCCUGACCACAUCCUCUUGCCCCCACAGGCUCUGUAGCUCUUGCUGAGCACUGCUCAGAUCCCCUCUGUGCCUGCCCCUCCCCAGGGCUCAGCCUUUCCUCCUCACAGAGCUGCUCCAGGCUCCCAGCACCUCUGUAGCCUCUGCUGGGCUCUCUCCAGUAGUUCCCUGUCUCCCUGGAACUGGAAACCCAGAACUGGACCCCGGGCUCCAGAGGUGGCCUCACUAAGCUGGACUAGGUGGGGAGGAGAAGCUGCCUUGACCUGCCAGCCACCCUUGAACACCCCCAGGAGACCAUUUGCCCUCUUGGCCUCGGGCUGCUGGGCUCUCCAAGCUGAACUUCAGCCGUCUCCCAGUCUGCCCCCAGGGAUGUCGCUGUCCCGCUCGGCGCAGGGGGAGCGCAGUACCUGGGGGCUCUCCCUGAUGAAUUGUGUCUCCUGUUCGGUCAGUCUGCAUCUGGGUCCACUCACCGUGGAGUCCCCACCCCUGCAGGGGCUGAAAAGCUGUGCAGGUGCUGCUGAGGGACGCGGCUAACGGUGGGCUGGAUGGUAAAGGUCUCUUCAGCCGAGCAUCUCUGUGCUUCAGCAGGGUGAGAAGGCUUCCUGCGUCGCUGCUCCUGGCCGCGCGUCCCUUGCGGCUUGUCACUAGGGGUCAGUGCACAUCUCGGUUAUGGCUGCUGCCGCCGGAGCGUGGCCGUGGUGGGAAGGGCUGCCCCUGGCUUCCUCAGGGCUGCCGCUGGCUGCUGGCGCUCGGGGCCGCGGCGAAACAAGCCUGUGGGGCUGGGGAGUUCCAGCCCUACAGACCGCAUCUCCCUCGUCAUAACGGCACAGAAUGGUUUGGGUUGGAAGGGGCCUUCAAAGGCCAUUUAGUCCAAACCCCUGCACUCAACAGGGACGUCGGCAACUGCAGCAGGUUGCUCACAGCCCCGGGCAACCUGACCUGGAAUGGUCCCAGGGAUGGGGCAUCUACCACCUCUCUGGGCAUCCUUAGCCAGUGUCUCACCACCCUUAGCAUCAGAAAUGUCUCCUUUCUCUCUAGUCUGGGUCUCCCUUCUGGAGUUUCCAAUCACCACCCCUUGACCUGUCAGGACAGACCCUGCUUAAAGGUCUGUCCCCGCAUUUCUUAUCAGCUCCUUUAAGUACUGAUUGGACACUGGAAGGUCUCCCUGGAGCCUUUUUCAUGCUGAGCAACCCAGACUCUCAGCCUGUCCCCACAGCAGAGGGCUUCCAGCCCUAGGAUCAUUUUUGUGGCCAGUUUUGAUGCCCCAUCCCUAGAACCAUUCCAGGUCAGGUUGUGUGGGGCUCUGAGCAGCCUGCUCUAGCUACAGAGGUCCCUGCUGACUGCAGGAAGGUCAGACUAGAUGACCCUUAAGAGGCAUUUCCAGCCCAACCCAUUCUGUGAUUGUAUGGAGGAGAGGUCUGGACCUGGAGCAGCUGUGAGGGCUGGAGCACAUCCCACCAGCAUAGCAUCCCGCCGGGGGCAGGAUGCCACACAGCACACAUCGCUCCAAGGCAGAGGAGUGGAAGGCAGCCAGUGAUCACCAGUGGACUUGUGUGCUCGUCUGCCACUCGUUUGUGCCUCAGGACAUGCUGAUGCUGAGAGACCACAGGAAGCAUCAGCCUCUGCCUGUCUGGGCACUGCUUCAUCUCCCCAGACACUGAGUGGUGCACGCUGGGCUGAAGAGCUCUGGCGUGUUACUAGCUGAGGCUCCAGACCAGAUUCUUCCUUCGGUGGUUGCUUCAUUUCAGUGUCAGGGCAGAGGUGGGCACCUGCAUGUGUGUUGGGAACCAUUCAGGUGCUUAAAAGGUGAUUAAAUUAUGAUACACUGAAAGUUAGAAGGGUGAUGUGCUUGUCCUGCAGAGCAGAACUAGUAAAACCAGAUGAAACAAGGAAGUUCUCCA
Molecule: messenger RNA, 8203 nt
Organism: Pogoniulus pusillus (Red-fronted tinkerbird)
Lineage: Eukaryota; Metazoa; Chordata; Aves; Piciformes; Lybiidae
Gene: TXNDC16
Product: thioredoxin domain containing 16
Exons: 20
Coding region: 366-2864 (832 amino acids)
Source: RefSeq, a predicted model, not a curated record